Messenger RNA from Chelonus insularis, 982 nucleotides. RefSeq lists its product as uncharacterized. The record is from RefSeq and is a predicted model, not a curated record. The coding region runs from base 270 to 893 and encodes 207 amino acids. Lineage: Eukaryota; Metazoa; Arthropoda; Insecta; Hymenoptera; Braconidae. The transcript has 2 exons.
UCAACUAUUACAUUACCUUAACCUUUAUUUGAGAAAAAUUUUCAUUGCUCAUUUGUUCAAUUGGAAGAUAACAAAUAAAAUGAUUGGUGUUUAAAUGUCAAUAGUACGAAAUUAGCUAUAAUAAAGAUCGUUUAAUUACGGUCCAUUAUGUCACAGUUUAUUAGAUUAACGUGUCAGAAAAAAUAAUAUUCCUGUAAAAAAAAAUUGUGUAUUUUUUAUUUCGAUUAGACUCUUCGAUAAUAGCAAUAGUUAUCAAUAUAUAUAUAUAUAUGCAUUUUAUUAUAACAAUUAUCAUAACCUUUUGCAUAUCUAAGUAUUGUAAAAUGCCGAGAAGUCAAUUCAAAAUUUUUGAACAUAGUGAUUUAAAUAUAUCAACUCCGAAAACCUCAAGACACAUAAAGAAAAAAUUAUUUACUUAUUUUCCUAAAGAUGGAGAACCACAAUCAACAUGGAGCGAGGUUAUUGUGAAUAAACAGUUAUCCUCGGCAAAUACACAAGAUUUAACACCACCGUCCGUUAAAUUAUUGACAACACAACCUCCAGCUCCCACGAAGCCACGAAAAUAUAUUAAAAAAAUUGAUUUGAAACCAAAAAAAUUAAUCUUCAAGGAUUCAGAAGAGCCUGAAUCAGAUACAGUACACUUACCAAGAGUUUUCAGAAUCCAUUCUGAUGAAAAUAUUCCUGAAAAUAUAUUAAAAUCUAGAAAAGAUGUAGGAAAUGAUAGAAAAUUAAAAGACAGAAGAAGGAUCAUAAAUGAUGAUAAUAAAGAAAAUUGUGUGGCAAGAGUACGUAUAAAAAGUAAAUCAAAUUUGAUAAAAGCAUCUAGUAUUUCAUUAUUGUCUCAGCAAAAAAAUGUCCAUGUCCAAAAUGGACUUAAACACUUUAGAGUAUGAAUAAUUCAAUUUUUUCAAGUUGUUGAGAAUGAUUUGUUUCAAUGAAUUUAAUUAUUCGUUUAAUAUUCUUUCAAGUAGAAGAUUGUUAA